Messenger RNA from Fonsecaea pedrosoi CBS 271.37, 891 nucleotides. RefSeq lists its product as uncharacterized. Gene Ontology annotation, molecular function: actin filament binding. NCBI's taxonomy places the organism in Eukaryota, Fungi, Ascomycota, Eurotiomycetes, Chaetothyriales, Herpotrichiellaceae. The record is from RefSeq and is a predicted model, not a curated record. Bases 1 to 891 code for a protein of 296 amino acids. The transcript is spliced from 3 exons. Gene Ontology annotation, cellular component: cytoskeleton.
AUGGCAGGCCGCACACGUCGCACAAUCUCCAUCUCGCGGACAACCCCCGCCGCCGUCGCCACUCAACACAUCACCAACAGCACCACUCCAAAAGACCCGCCCAACUUCUCCCCCGAAUUCACCUACGGCGCGUACCAAGAGACGGGCACGCGACCGGUGAAACGGAUCCGCUACCCGAAAUUCCAGUCGCUGGAGAGCGAGCGCGCGUUCCGCAAACUGCACCACGCCGCGGCGCUGCGGUGGCUGGGCUACCAGGGAUACAACAACGAGGGCGCGGGCGGGCACGUCACGGUGCGCGACCCCAUCCUCCCGGACCACUUCUGGAUCAACCCGCACGGCAAGUCGUUCUCGUACAUGACGCCCGACGACCUGGUCUUGAUGAACCCCAAGGGCGAGGUCGUCGAGGGCGGCAACAUGCACAGCGUCAACCCCGCGGGCUGGGUCAUCCACAGCGCCGUGCACGAGGCCAGGCCCGACGUCGUCGCCGCGGUCCACUGCCACAGUGUGCCAAGUAAGGCGUUUUCCGCGCUCGGGUGCCACUUGGAGCCGAUCAACCAGGACGCGUGUCGGUUCUACAAAGACCAUGGAAUCUAUUCUGGCUUUGGCGGAAUUGCCUUUAAAGCCGACGAGGGCCACCACAUCGCCGCGGCGCUGGGCAACACCAAGGGCGUCAUCCUCCAGAACCACGGCCACCUGACGGUGGCCAAGACGGUCGACGGCGCCGCCUUCCUCUUCGGCGCCAUGGACCGCUGCAUCCAGGCGCAGCUGCUCGCCGACGCGGCCUGCGCGGGCCGCGGCACAAAGACCAUCAAGGUCGCGCACGAAGAGGCAGAGUACUCGCGAAACGUGUACAACGACGAGAUGGUGUAUAUCAUGUUUCAGUCGGCGUGA